AUGUCAUCUUGGAAAGCCAGGAAAAAAUACAAAAUACCAUCGUCUACUAUUCGUAAGCAUGCUCUAUAUAAUCUUAAUGUUGGUGCUGGUCAGCAAAACAUUCUGAGCAAAGAUCAAGAAGCCUUGAUUGUGAAAAUGCUGGCAAUGUUUGAUGACUGGGGUUUUCCUCGUACACGUAGAGAAACCAUAGAUUUAACGAAAAAGUUUAUACGUGAAGCUGGUUCGUGUUCAAAAUUUCGGACUGGUUAUCCAGGAAUAGAAUGGUUACGAUUAUUCCUAAAACGUUGGAGUAAUGAACUAAAACAAAGAUCAAGCACUUUGUUGGAAAGAAGUCGCGCUGUAGCUAAGGUAAAAAAAUUAUUUGUUUAG
This is a messenger RNA of Didymodactylos carnosus, 369 nucleotides long. Lineage: Eukaryota; Metazoa; Rotifera; Eurotatoria; Philodinida; Philodinidae. The record is from the annotation of a GenBank genome assembly.